Plasmodium coatneyi is the source of this 726-nucleotide messenger RNA. RefSeq lists its product as uncharacterized. The transcript has a single exon. The record is from RefSeq and is a predicted model, not a curated record. NCBI's taxonomy places the organism in Eukaryota, Apicomplexa, Aconoidasida, Haemosporida, Plasmodiidae. Bases 1 to 726 code for a protein of 241 amino acids.
AUGAUGCUGGUGAAGUGCUCCAUCCUGGUUGGCGUCCUCAUGCUGGUGAGCAGCGUGACGGGAAAGUCCAACAUAUCCAAGUGCCUCUUUUACGACAAGAGGAAUUCCGAACUGAAGCAGACGUUUUAUGUGCCCACAAGCGAUGUGGACAUGUAUAAGGCUACCAUUCAGAAGUUGCUCACGAGGGAAAUAAAUCUGCUGGACGAGUCUAUCAGCAGCAUCGACCAAAGCAGUAGCAAUGCCCAACGAGGAAACAGCACCAUCUCCAAUUUUGACGAAAUAAAAAAAAAAGAAGAAAAAAAAAAAAAUAAAGAAAUUGAAGAAAAAUUGAAGUACAUAGAAAAGUACAGAAAUUACGCCAGGAGCAUUUUAAAAAAUGUGGAAUUUAAAUGUGAAGACAUUGAAGACUAUGAGUCAAAGGUUAAAUGCAAUUUGUGUGUGUACACGGAAAUUGUAAAUAACAAACAUAUAAGGCAGGGACAGAUUAUUCAGAUUUUUAUGAAUGAAUGCAUGUAUGGUUUUUAUUACUACGAUAAUAUUAACAAAUAUGCGCAGAACAGUAAAGCGGUUACUGGCUUCCCAGAGGAUGAUCGCAACUCACAGGCAAAGUUGGACGACAUUUACUUCAGCAUUACGAAGGACGUCGCUGAAGGGAACACCAGCCAAAUCAAUUUUUUCAAGCAGCCCGCGAGUAAGUAUCACCCCGUUUGCUACGUCACGGAGUAG